Leptopilina heterotoma is the source of this 7652-nucleotide messenger RNA. Its product is annotated as mucin-17-like. Gene Ontology annotation, molecular function: DNA binding; chromatin binding. Bases 1102 to 7092 code for a protein of 1996 amino acids. The transcript has 9 exons. NCBI's taxonomy places the organism in Eukaryota, Metazoa, Arthropoda, Insecta, Hymenoptera, Figitidae. The record is from RefSeq and is a predicted model, not a curated record. Gene Ontology annotation, cellular component: chromocenter; nucleus.
AUGUUUUUGUGAAAUGCAUCAUCAUAUAAUCCACGAAAGCGAGCGAGUGAGUGAGAUGCCGCAAAGGUUUCUGGGAAUGUAGAGGGAGCCAUAUUUUUUCCAAUAUCAGUUACGCGAAAACAGCGUACGUUUUAACAAUUACGGAAGGAAUGUAGUCGUAGUAUAUUCAAGUGUUGUCUGUCAACCAGCGGAGAGUUAAUAUAUUCAUUGAAAACGUCUAAAAGUUGAAGUGAUUGGUGGAAUAUUGAAAUGAACAUGAAAUAAUAGUGGGCACUCGGAAAUCUUGUUGCAAUCAAGUUUUGAGGUCGGUGAUAAUAAUUGUCCAUCUUGACAUAGCCUGAAAGUGAGCUCCGGCGUAAAGAGGAAGAGUGUGGUGCGCGAGCCGCGCAGAUGUUCAAAGUCGUUCGGUGUAUAGAGGGUUAGUUAGCUUAAAUCCAAGUUCAUACGGUGGUCGUGCUGGCACGGGGCAACAACGGUGGUGGUGGUGGUAGUGUUGACAGUGCAUUUCGAAAAAGUGGUGUUGAGUGGUCGCGUAUAGUGAUGAUCGGUGUUCAACUGCCGUUGUAAUAAUAUGACAUACACGUCAUAACAAUUUGAAAAAAAUAAGGUUUUGUAAAGAAUUUCUUCCCCGAUACGAUAGUUUUUAUUCUUGUCACGACAUCCUUGAAAAUUGACUCCCCAUUAUUGUGAAUCGUUUCGGAAAAAAUUUUUCAGAAUCUGUGGAGAAUCAAAAGAGAACAUUGCGUGCUUAAGUUAUACGAGAAAAAGGUUUCUUUUGGAGUACGGUAUUUUGUAUUUUAGCGGUCAAUCAAGAUCUUCCGACGGCGCUAUUGGGAUCAUUUAAAGUGCUUUUUUUGAGUGCGUGUGGUGUGAAUACCAGUCGGUAAAUUGAGAUUAAGUGUUAGUGUUUCGAAUUUUUUAUCGCGUGUGAUGUCAAUGGGAUUCGCGGUUCGCGCCACAGAUCGUACAUAUGCAUCUAAUGCACAGUGCUGGUCGCUACACCUUAGAGGAUGCCGCAGGUGCUAGAAGAGUAUCGGGGGCGUGCGCUGUGUGUUCCAGUGAUGUCGGUGGCGUGGAGCCCAGCACUGCUGGACCUGGAUCAUGGCCGGCAAGCCUGAACAGCCUCCUUAUUCAGUUCCCCCAAAUCAGAGUGAACGGCAUCCCCAGCAGCCGCAGCCUCAGGGUGUUCAAGAGAACAGCGUUUUAGUUUACGUAUCGGGGGAUAAUUUGGCAUACGCAAGUGCUGUCGGGCAGAAUGUUGUUGCCAGCGCUGGUACAGGUUACCAGCAUCAACACACUCAUCCACAGCAACAGCAGUCGCACCAACAACAACAACAACAACAACAACAACAACAACAACAACAACAACAACAACAGCAGCAGCAACAUCAUCAUCAACAAGGACCCUACAUUACUGGUUUGUUGCCCCAAGUGGCUUGCGGCGGAUAUCCCACGAAGGCGGCGACGCUACCUUCGUCAGCGACGCACGCAAUUGACGUCGUGGGCACAAACUGCUGUAGGGGUCAGUUCCUAAAAACCUCAGAGUACGUCAACUCAGAGGUGGGAAAUCAGCAGAUUGAUUGCCAACCAGAAAGGACGUUGGUAUGGGGAAAUGGCCCAAGAUACGGAGCUGGAGAAGGUGCGACUUUAUACAAUUCAUGUCCACAAGAGCGACCUGUCGUUUGGGGAAAUGUCCCGCGAUACGGAAACGAGGCUGCUGCUGGAUUAACAGGACUGAACGGUAUCGCUCAGGAACACGGCUUUCAAGGGAAAAUGAUACCUUCGGCGGUUCUCGAUGAUGGGACCAACAGUGUCACCUAUCCCGUGCAGGUAUCUCGAUUGCCCGAGGCCUAUGUCGCCAACAAAAGGAUUGCGUUUACUUCGAAUACCUCGGAACAGAGUGUAGUUGAUGGUUGCGAGGGUGUUUACGGUGGUGAAAAUAAUGUGAGAAUCGCAUUUGUGCGACAAGGUGUCUAUUCUGCUGAUGGGGAUGAACUCCAACUUCAUAAUAAUGAGAGGAAUAAUCAUCGUGUUCAGGGACAGGAAUUAAUUGAGAAGCAAAUUAAUUUUGGCUCUAAUUGUUCGGGUAGUGUUGGACGUUGUGAUUCAGUUCGAUCGGAUACGGCUGAAUCAACUUGCAGCAGUCUAAGCAGUCAGGAGAGCCAAAGUCAAUUGCAUGAUCCUAAUAACGUCGUGACAAAUAGUGCUUACGCGCAGCAGGCUGUGCGAUCAGCUUCGCAGCUAUAUCCUCAUCUUAAUGUUAUGGCAUCCAAUAAUGUGAACCCAAGUGCAGUGCCGCAACGACAACAGAGACAGCAGCAACAACAUCAGCAGCAACAACAACAGAUUACGCAACAGCAACAACAUGUUACGCAACAUCAAGCGAAUAUCUCUAUUCCGCCCGGGUGGAAACGGAUCUGCACUAAUGGAGUCAUCAUAUAUAUCAGUCCAAGCAGUACGGCGCUGGGUUCGCUGGAUCAACUGAAGGAGUACCUGACAACAGCGGGAACUUGCAAAUGCGGUCUUGAGUGUCCGUUAAGGCCUGAACAGGUCUUCAACUUUGACCCCAAGGUGGCGACACGACCUUGGAGCCCAAAUCAGGGCAAAGUUCGAGAAAUGACGAAACUCUGUAACCACAAGAGGAAACUUUUAAUGCCAGCAACUGCAGCUAGUCCUGUUGCGUCAACAACACCAAUUGUCUCAUCAUCGACGGCACCAGCUGGACAUGUUCACGCUACCGACGAUGCUCCAACUUCGACGGAUAAAACGAAAUCAGAUGGCUUUAGCAAGAAAAAGAAGAGGAAACUAGGAAAUAUGGGACCACUUUAUCCGGGAGGGCCUGUUCGUUUCCGAAAUAUGGUUUUGGACCAUUCCACUCCAAGUUCGGGCGAUGAGUUCGCGGAGAAACAGACUGGGAAUCAAAUCGGCUCCACGGUCAACACAAGUGGACCAUCCUUCUUGGACGAUCCAAGUGGUUAUCUAGCUCAGCAGACCGCUCUCCUAAAUAGCACAAUAUCCCGACAGACUGGCGUCAGUAGUUCGCAGGUCACGGUCCACAAUUCGAAAUUACCCCAAACGACGUCUAAUUCUCAUGCUUAUCUUCCACAACCAAAGCCUUCCUCAAUCACAAGUCCCACCAGUUCGAGAUGCUGCGACAUGUACGACAACAAUUAUUCCUCCCGUGUGUACAGCUCGAUGAAGAACAAUCCCACAUCGCCGGUUGUGGUGCACAGCAGCAUGACACCCAAUUCGGGUAGUAACACCAGUGAUUCCGACUCGUCCCAACGCUGCGUAUCGAGCGGCGAUGCACAAUCAUCGCAGGACCUGUACAAAUACCAAAAUCGGCAGUACAUGCUACAUUCCGAUCAAUGCGAAGAUCCGGUAAUUUCCUCAACCUUUAGCGAGAGAUUCUCAAAUCAGCAAACUGACUCAAGGCCGAUUCAAGGGGGAACCGUGAGCACGAGUCACGGAUCACCGAUUGGAACCAACAGUCCCGAGACACCGACUUCUUUAACCUCCUGCAUUUCCCAACCUGAAACUCCACAGAGUCUGAUAUCCUCUCAACCGUCAACUCCCCGUAGUUACUCCCAACCUCCCACACCUCACUCUCUGCCGACCCAUGUGCCGCAAUCCUUAACCCCUCAAUUGACUCCUCAAUCCCCUUCAAUCGUUCCUGGACAACAGCCAUCUCAGUCCUCCGUUUACUCCGAAAAUCGAUCUCCCGCAACUCCGUGUCAAACGAACGACGCUUCUCCAAAUAUGUACCAAUCUUCCACUUACAGUUCCGUUUUGGAGGCGCCAAAAAAGACUACCAGGCACGUUCUCGAGGGCUAUCAUCCCCAUCCGCAUACUGUUAAUUCCGGACCUAGGUUGAACUACAACGCUUCAUCUGUGAUUACCACAAUGGCCAGUGGACACACUGUCAGUAGUAACACAAUUACCUCGGUUCUGGCCGGCCGAGCAAACACGGCGACAGUCUCCGUUAAUACACCAUCUGGAAUUCCUAAUCCGGCGAUACCAAAUAUUCUCUCUGGAAAGACCACACAACAGACGCCGCAACCGGUCAAUGUGCCAUACACAUCGGCGGCUCUUUAUCAAAGCACGAUGCCAAUAGUCCAUAGUCAACCACCAAUGACCGUUUCUAAAUCUCCCUUGGAAAUGGUGCAGAGUGUCGUUAGUAGUAUUCAAGUACCCCAAGCGAGCGCUUCUAUACACCAGAACCAACAUCAGAAUCAAAACCAACAUCAAAAUCAGAACCAACAUCCGAACCAACAUUCGAACCAACAUCCGAACCUACAUCCUAACCAUCAUUCGAACCAACAUCAGAACCAGCAGAAUCACCAUCAUCAGCAGAACCAACAACAAAAUGUUCAAGUUCAUAACGUGCUAACAUCUGGAGGAAUUUUGAAACACUCGGUGGGUUCGACACUACCUCCGGGACACAUUUUAGUCUCGAGUGGCGGACAACUAAUAAUGGCUAGCAAUGGUUCGGGAAUUGGCGGCGUAAUGGCGCCACCACCUCCAAAAAUCAUUUCUAACUCAAGUGCCAUGCCACCAUUGUCCGUUUCGCCAAUGGUGACCAACGUCACCGGCGCUGUCAGUCAAGUAAUCCCAGCGGUUGGUGUCGCUCAACAGGUAAUUGGUCAACCAACCGUUCUUGUCAACACAACAAUACAGACCCCAGUUCUCAUACAACCGGGCGUGAUGACUAUGGACGGCAUCAAUCAAAAUGUCCAAAUUCCCCACUUAGCCGUCGCCACCGGCAACGUUCUCCAAAAUGCCCAAUCAAUUAUCGACGCCAAUCAAGAAGUAAGAAACGUAAAUCGCCAAAAUUCCCUACUCUCCCCCGAAUCAGGAAUCACUAAGAAAAAAUCCUACAAGAAACGCAAGAGCAAUUCCCAAACGGUUGCAUCCAUGUUGCACAUUGCUUCCUCACAGCAAAAUGCCGGUAUGUUGAUGCAAUCGCAAUCGAAUUUUGCUCAACAGAACUUCCAAACUCAGAGUCUAGGUGGACCGAUGCUACAAGCACUGACCAUUGUACCCGGAAAAGGCGGAGCGCCAGCCCAGCUGGUAAUGAACGGCCAAACCGGAGCCACUUCCCAAUUUAACACCCAACAGUUAAUAACAAAUCCGCAUCCAACACAACAGAUAAACCUCCUACAACCAGUGAAUUUGCUAAACGGCACAACCGGCAUGGUGCAAAACUUCCCUACAAUUCAGCAAUACAUUGUACCCGGUUUAGGAAGUAUGGUCAUGUCAGCCGAUGGAACAGCGACCCUCUUACAAGACACCGGUAACAUGGGAAUGCAACUACAAAUUCAGAAUGUCAAUGGUCAGAAUGUCCUCACGCCGGUACAGAGUCAUGGCGGUCUUUUUAGUCCUAGUCAAAGUAUCCUAGCUGCUGGACCAGCGGGUAUGGUGAUUAGGGCUGGACAAGCAACCGGUGGGAAGAUUAUUCAGCAACACAGUCCCGGUGCUCAGUUCCUCUCGCCAAACAGUGGUCAAUUUCUCGUCAAUGGCACCACAUCGUUCAACAAUCAAUUGAGUCCAAUACUGGCGAACGUGAGUCCAAAUCAACAAGUAACCUUCAACACUGCUCAGGUUCGUCCGCAGAACAUUCCAGGUCAACAGAAAUUCAUUCAAAUGAAUGGACAAACCCUAAUGGUACCAUGUGGUACAACGCAAAAUAUCGCCGUUUCCUCUGCGCCGAAUCAACAGAACACUACGUUUGUGCAGCAAAAUACGACCAUUGUACAACAGCAGACGACAAUGGUGUCUAAUAAUCAAAUGCCAAGUUUUCAGUCAACAGCCUCGGGGAAUGGAAAUAGUGUCGAUCAGACUAUGAAUCUUGAUCACAAUCAGUAUAUUCUGAGUGGAAUGAUACAAGGGAAGUCGCCAUCACCGAAAAGUACUGUUAAUUCUCCAUCUUCGGAUCAAGGACUCGAGCAACAGCAGCAACAUCAACAACAGCAGCAACAACAACAAUUUGUUCUUGCCAGUAGUAGUACGACUGUUUUGGAGAAAUCCGGACAGGGGCAAAUUUGUCCAUUGAUGGCGAGGCAUUCAGUUUCGACCCAGACGGCCGGUAAUCAGGCGAAUGUUGCGCAGUCGGCUAUGAUGAGGCAGGGAUCACCUCCGGAUACCACGACUCACAGUCCUGGGAAUAGUCAGAGGUCCAACAGUCCUGUGGAUACAACUACUCAUGGAGCUGCUUCGCCUGCACCACCAAUCAACCAAUCAAGCAGAAAUCAAUCCUAUUCUACGCCAAUGGUACAUUGUGUAUCGAGCAGUGAACCAGAUUCCGGCGAUGGGGCAAUGCUGACUGACGAGUGGCGAAUUCAAGGCUCAGCGACAAAGGAAAUUCGAUUGAAUCAAGGUGGACAUCAGAGAAAGACUUACGUCGAGUCAACAGUAACCACUGGGAUCCAGAUCUAUACGAAGCAAGCCGAAGGUGCAGUGAGCACAAUGAGGUGCGAGGGUAAGGAUACCCUCGGCAGGGGAAUCAAGCGAAAGUUGGACUCCAUCCACUCAAUGCAUUCUACUCUGCAUGAAGACCAAGAUGUAGUACCCUCCAAGGAAGAGGGAGAUGCCGCGAAGCCGUGGAAACUUGAAGUCGGUGAAGUGGUUUGGGGCGCAGCUCGGGGAAGUACAGCCUGGCCGGGAAAGGUUGAAUCUUUAGGAGCACAAGGAAGUCUUAUCGUUUGGGUUCGUUGGUACGGGGGCGGGGGCAAUGGCAACAAUCUCAGUCAGGUCGAUGUCAAGACACUGAAAUCCCUAUCCGAUGGCCUAGAAGCUCAUCAUCGAGCUCGAAAAAAAUUUCGAAAAAGUCGUAAACUGAAUAUGCAAUUGGAAAACGCCAUUCAAGAGGCAAUGGCAGAAUUGGACAAGGCCAGCGAGUCUCGGGCUAUUUCGAAGCAAGAGGAAAAGAUAAAAAUUGUGAAUAGCAGCAACAGUAGCAGCAGCAAUGGACAAGGUGCUAAAGGGUCCAAAGUCAGCCCUCUGAUAACAACCUCGUCCAAGGCCGCGGCAAAGAAAAUAACGAAGAAAUCCGCAGAAAACUCCACAAAAUCAGAAAAGAAACAAUACCGGUGACCUUAAAAAAAAUUAUUGUAACCCGGUGAUGACGCGUCAAAGACGUGACUGAUAUAAAUUUUUAUAUAUAUAUAUAUAUAUCCACGAGAAAAAGGACCUUAUGACAAGAGUAAAUAAGGUCCCUUUUCUCGUGGAGCGUCACAUAUAUAUUAAUUAUAUAUAUUAUAUAUAUAUAUAAUUAACUGAUACAUAGAUAUUGUUAAUAUUUUUUUAUUUUCUCCACCAUUAACAUAAUUUGUCAUUCACAUCUUUUAUCAUCGUCAUUUUUCGAUUAUAUUUUAUUUUUCUUUAUUCAUUUGCCAUCGUCAUAUAUUUUAUUUGUAACUAUGAACUCUGACACAUCUUGUAUAUAAUUAGGCCUAAUAUUGUAAAGGAGAGAAUUCCAUUUUUCGCAACAAAAAAUAUAUUAACAAAAAAUGGAAAAAAUACUCACGAAAUUAAUAAAUUAAACUCGUCGGCAAAAGUCACUAUAAAACUCGCGUGUUUUCUUACUUUUAACCCUCCGUCACACACAUGGGAAAAAAUUACGACUUUACACACGUUUAGAGGGAAUCCCUCAC